AUGGAGUUCGCCGCCUUUGCAGAGCAGAUCCGAUCCGGCCGUCCGGCCAAGUUCCCUGCCAACGCAACCAGUUUUGAGUUCGCCCAGCAGCUUGACGCUCAGGACAGUCUUGGACACCUGCGCGAUGAGUUUAUCAUUCCGACGAAGGGUUCCUUGAAGAAGAAGUCUUUGGAUGGCACUCUUCCAGCUCGUUUUCAUUCCAACAAUGUUCUUUUGCUGACCGUCGAAAAAGACAAACAAGCCCUCAACGGCCAUAUAAACGGGUUCAAGGGCAAAAAUGGGGCCAGUGACUCAACAGAGGAUGACGAGACACCUUCAGUCUACUUCUGUGGUAACUCAUUGGGAGUUCCGCCCAAGUCAGUCAAGGAAUACAUCCAUGCUCAGUUGGAGACAUGGGCCUCAAUUGGAGUGAACGGCCACUUCCAGGGACUUGAGAACUCCCCACUGGUGUGCUGGCAAGACAUGGCCGAGGACGUCGCAAAGAAGAGUGCACACAUUGUCGGCGCUUUGCCUGAAGAGGUCGUCAUGAUGAACACCUUGACUGCCAACCUGCAUUUCUUGAUGGCUAGCUUCUACCGACCGACAGAAAAGAAGCACAAGAUCAUUCUUGAAUGGAGACCAUUCCCUAGUGAUUAUUACGUCAUCGAGUCGCAAAUUCAGUGGCACGGGUUGGACCCGACCAAGUCGAUGGUCCCGAUUCAACCCGAUGAGAACUUUUACAUCUCUACGGAUCUGAUAUUGAAGACCAUCGAUGAGCACGCUGAUGAGACUGCCUUGCUCCUACUUCCGGGCAUUCAGUACUACAGCGGACAACUCUUCGACAUGCCUCGCAUCACCGAGUACGCCCAGUCCAAGGGCAUUGUGGUUGGUUGGGAUCUUGCCCACGCAGCUGGUAACGUUGAAUUGAAGCUUCAUGACUGGAACGUCGAUUUUGCGGCAUGGUGCACCUACAAGUACCAAAAUGCUGGACCAGGAUCCAUGGCUGGUGCCUUCGUGCACGAACGGCACGGAAAGGUCGAUACAAGCGAAGGCAAGCCGAAGUUUCGACAUAGGCUUACAGGCUGGUACGGAGGUGACAAAUCUGUGCGGUUCAACAUGGACAACAACUUUCUCCCUACCGUUGGCGCUGGCGGUUUCCAAGUUUCGAACCCUUCAGCUAUUGACCUGGCAUCUCUCUCGGGUGCUCUGUCCGUAUUCAGCAAAACGAACAUGACAGAAUUGCGAACGAAGUCGCUCGUUUUAACGGCGUACGCAGAGCACCUUCUGGACACCAUAUUGGCAGACGACACCGGCAGUGAGCCGUCAUUCCGAGUCAUCACACCUAGAAACGCACAUGAAAGAGGCGCUCAGCUCAGUGUUCUCCUGAGGGAUGGCUUAUUGGACCGCGUUUCCGAGGCUUUCGUUGAGGCAGGUGUUGUCUGUGACAAGCGGAAACCAGGUGUUAUUCGUGUCGCGCCGGUUCCGUUGUAUUGCACUUUCCAAGAUGUAUGGAAGUUUAUGGAUACUCUCAGGAGGGCGAUUGCCUGA
Colletotrichum spaethianum is the source of this 1527-nucleotide messenger RNA. RefSeq names its product kynureninase 1. The record is from RefSeq and is a predicted model, not a curated record. Gene Ontology annotation, biological process: NAD+ biosynthetic process. The transcript is spliced from 3 exons. Bases 1 to 1527 code for a protein of 508 amino acids. Gene Ontology annotation, cellular component: cytoplasm. Gene Ontology annotation, molecular function: kynureninase activity; pyridoxal phosphate binding. Lineage: Eukaryota; Fungi; Ascomycota; Sordariomycetes; Glomerellales; Glomerellaceae.